Molecule: messenger RNA, 1071 nt
Organism: Colletotrichum paranaense
Lineage: Eukaryota; Fungi; Ascomycota; Sordariomycetes; Glomerellales; Glomerellaceae
Product: myo-inositol 2-dehydrogenase
Exons: 2
Coding region: 1-1071 (356 amino acids)
Biological process (GO): NADPH regeneration
Cellular component (GO): cytoplasm
Molecular function (GO): oxidoreductase activity; nucleotide binding
Source: RefSeq, a predicted model, not a curated record
AUGUCAACCAAGAAGCUCCAAGUAGGCGUCGCAGGCCUCGGCCGCAUGGGCAAGCGCCACGCUCUCAACUUCCACCAAAACGUGCCCCGCGCAACCCUCGUCGCCGUCAGCUCCCCCGACGCUGGCGAGCGCCAAUGGGCCGCCGAGAACCUUGCCCCCCACGGCGUCACCGUCUACGAGUCCUACGAUGACAUGCUCGCCCACAAGGAAUUGGAGGCCAUCUGUGUGGCGUCCGCGACCUCUGUCCACGCAGAGCAGGCCAACAAGGCCAUUGAGAAGGGCAAGCACGUCUUGUGCGAGAAGCCAUUGGGCACCACUGUUGAAGUUUCACAAACCGUCGUCGACGCAGCCGUAAAACGCCCAGAUCUCAAAGUAAUGUGCGGCUUCUCCCGCCGCUUCGACGCCUCCUACCGCGACGCCCACGCAAAGAUGCAACAAGGCCUCAUCGGCCGCCCCGCCAUCCUCCGCAGCCAGACCUGCGACGUCCUCGACCCCUCAGGCUUCUUCGUCGCCUACGCCCAGUUCUCGGGUGGCAUCUUUGUCGACUGCAGUAUCCACGACAUUGACCUCGCGCUCUGGUUCUUUGACGAGGAGACCACCAAGGUCAAGUCCGUCCACGCCGUGGGCAUCACAGCCGUCGAGCCGGACUUGCGGAAGCACAACGAUCGCGACAACGCUGUUGGCACGGUCGAGUUUUACGAUGGGCGCAUCGCGUAUCUGUAUGCUUCGCGCAUGAUGGCCGCGGGCCAGGAGGAUUCAACGGAGAUUAUUGGUACCAAGGGCAAGUUGUCCGUCAACCUGUUGCCGGCGGAGAACCAUGUAAAGAUUUACACACCGGGAGGCAUCCGGCAAGAGCUGCCGCAAACGUACUGGGAUCGUUUCAGGGCUGCUUUCACGACCGAGGCGAUUGAGUUUACCGAGAGUGUGUUGGAGGAUAAGCCUGUGCCGAUCAAGUUGACUUCAGCAGUGGCUGCUGUCAAGAUCGGUGCGGCAUUGCAGGAGUCAAUGAUUAAGGGAACCAAGAUCUGGUUUGACGAGCAGGGCAACCGGACGGAGAAGGCCCAAUUGUAG